UCCGGGAUUCAGAAAAUUAGGGACCCAAGGGCCUGGAAUGGUGGGGCGAGCAGGAAUCAGGGGCCCUGGAGGGCCCAAGAAUCAGGAACACUGAAAACAUGUGCGGGUGCUGUGCCAGGACCUGGUGACCAGAGACCAGAACCUGAGGCCAGGCAGGCUGGUGGCACUGGUUUGAGGGGAAUGGGGCCUCCAUCCUACCCACGAAGCCUCGAGGGCAAGAGUCACGGAUCUGAGGCCUGAGGGGAUAUAAACAGCACCCCUACUCCCCAUGCCCUGUGGCUUCUCCAGAUGUGGAAUUUACCUGGCCCUUCUGAUGGAAGACCCUGCUCUUCUCCACCUGGUUGCUUCAGGCAGCUGUGCUCUGGGUCAGAAUGUGGAACCCCAGAGUCCUCAGGAUUAGAUGUAGAAUCUAACUUCUCCAGGAGUUCCAGAAUUCUAAGAUCCUAGCAUGUGGUUCUGGCCUGAGCCCAGUAGGAGCCAGUAUGGUGGUGGAGGGAAUGAGGGCCAAGCCUCAUAAGGGCCAAGUAUGAGGGUGAAAACCCAGUGGAUAAGGUCCUGGAAGCCAGAGCAGGAAGCAAAGCUGGUUCCGUUAUCCUUGCUGCCCUCUCUGCCUGGCACUCCCUGGGUGGGGUUGAACUGCCGUAAGCUCCCAUCCUUGCCAGAGUUGGAAAGAUGCCACUGCUCUCUCCCCAUUGCUUAACCUAUGGGCUGGGGCAGAAGGGCUGUCUUGGAUGCUGUGCGCAUGCUCAACACCCUGCAGACCAAUGCCAGCUACCUGGAGCAGGUGAAGCGUGAACGGGGUGAUCCACAGACACAGCUGGAAGCCAUGGAGGUGUACCUGGCACGGAGUGGGUUGCAGGUGGAGGACUUGGACCAACUGAAUAUCAUACAUGUCACUGGGACCAAGGGGAAGGGCUCCACCUGUGCCUUCACUGAACAUAUCCUCCGGAAUUAUGGCCUGAAGACAGGAUUCUUUAGCUCUCCCCACCUGGUGCAGGUGCGUGAGCGGAUCCGCAUCAAUGGGCAGCCCAUCAGCCCUGAGCUCUUCACCAAGCACUUCUGGCGCCUCUAUCACCAGCUGGAGAAGACCAAGGAUGGCAGCUGUGUCUCCAUGCCCGCCUACUUCCGCUUCCUCACACUCAUGGCCUUCCACGUCUUUCUCCAAGAGAAGGUGGACCUGGCAGUGGUGGAGGUGGGCAUCGGCGGGGCUUACGACUGCACCAACAUCAUCAGGAAACCUGUGGUGUGUGGAGUGUCCUCUCUCGGCAUCGACCACACCAGCCUUCUGGGGGACACAGUGGAGAAGAUUGCAUGGCAGAAAGGGGGCAUAUUUAAGCAUGCCGUCCCUGCCUUCACCGUGCUCCAGCCAGAGGGUCCCCUGGCUGUGCUGAGGGAUCGAGCCCAGCAGAUCUCAUGUCCUCUCUACCUGUGCCCUCCACUGGAAGCCCUGGAGGAAGGGGGGCAGCCACUGACCCUGGGCCUGGAGGGAGAGCACCAGCGGUCCAACGCGGCCUUGGCUUUGCAGCUGGCGCACUGCUGGCUGCAGUGGCGGGACCACCAGGACGUCGGGAAGCUGAAGGUGUCCAGACCAAGUGUGCCAUGGCCGCUGCCCCUGGCACCCGUGUUCCAGCCCACAUCCCACAUGCGGCACGGGCUUCGGGACACUGAGUGGCCAGGCCGGACGCAAGUGCUGCGGCGGGGGCCCCUCACCUGGUACCUGGACGGGGCGCACACCACCAGCAGUGUGCAGGCCUGCGUGCGUUGGUUUCGCCAGGCCCUGCAGCGCAGUGAGAGGCCCAACUGUGGGCCUGAGGUGCGGGUCUUGCUCUUCAACUCCACUGGCGACAGGGACCCCGCAGCCCUACUGAAGCUGCUGCAGCCCUGCCAGUUUGACUAUGCUGUCUUCUGCCCCAACCUGACAGAGGUGGCAUCCACAGACAAUGCAGACCAGCAGAACUUCAUGGUGACCUUGGACCAGGUGCUGCUCCGCUGCCUCCAACACCAGCAACACUGGAGCUGCCUGGAUGAGGAGCAGGCCCGCCGGGACCUCUGGCGGCCCUCCAGCCUGGAGCCUGGCGGCCCGGCACCCCUGCGGCUGGCCCCACGCGGCCCUCGACCCUGCAGCUCCAGCUCCCUGGUCUUCAGCUGCAUCUCCCACGCCUUGCAGUGGAUCAGCCAAGGCCGGGACCCCAUCUUCCAGCCACCCAGCCUCCCAAGGGGCCUCCUUGCCCACCCCACGGCAAGCAACGGGGCCAGUGUGCUCCGCGAGGCUACUGCGAUCCACGUGCUGGUCACGGGCAGCCUGCACCUUGUGGGCGGUGUCCUGAAGCUGUUGGAGCCCUCCUUGACCCAGUAGCCAAGGUGGUGGGGUUGGGGGUGGGAGCCUCCCACACCUGCCCCGGCUUAGCACCACGAACUUACACCAGGUGCCUUUUGAUUUCUGCUUUCCUGAUUGGGAGACUAACCCAGGCUGUGGGUGUUGGAGUGGGAAUGUCCUGUCCCUGGGGUCCUGUACCUUGUUUGUAGCCAGGACAGCAGGGCUUCCAGGGCCCCAAUGGUUGUAGGAGGCCUGCAGCUCAGCCCAUUUCCCUGCAACCCCACCUGCCUCCUGGCUCAGACUCAGCUCAUGGAGUGAGUUGCCUGGCCAUGCUUAGGGUUCUGCUUGGGGCUGGGCACUAUCUUUCCUUCUCCCAGGGCCUCUGGAGAAGGAGAGAACCCCUGCCUUGGGCACCCUGGGAAAGAGCAUGGCUGGAGUAAAUUAAACCCUGUCAAUUUUUUUUUAAUGGAAAAA
This is a messenger RNA of Ictidomys tridecemlineatus (thirteen-lined ground squirrel), 2791 nucleotides long. The record is from RefSeq and is a predicted model, not a curated record. NCBI's taxonomy places the organism in Eukaryota, Metazoa, Chordata, Mammalia, Rodentia, Sciuridae.